Molecule: messenger RNA, 2474 nt
Organism: Papilio machaon (common yellow swallowtail)
Lineage: Eukaryota; Metazoa; Arthropoda; Insecta; Lepidoptera; Papilionidae
Product: neuroligin-2
Exons: 13
Coding region: 1-2370 (789 amino acids)
Biological process (GO): presynaptic membrane assembly; postsynaptic membrane assembly; synaptic vesicle endocytosis
Cellular component (GO): cell surface; postsynaptic membrane; synapse
Molecular function (GO): neurexin family protein binding; signaling receptor activity
Source: RefSeq, a predicted model, not a curated record
AUGGAGCGCGCGUGCUCGCGGACGGCGUGGUGCGCGGCGCUGGCGGUGGCCCUGCUGUCGGCGCUGGCGGGCGCCGGCCCGCGCUACAGCUCACGCAUCGUGCACACCGCCGCAGGGGCUAUCCGCGGCAUCAUCGUGGAGCCGGCGUCGCGGCGGCUGGAGCCGGUGGAGGUAUUCCGCGGUGUACCGUACGCUGCGCCGCCCGCUCGUCUGGCCGCGCCCGCGCCCGCGCCGCGCUGGCCCGGCACGCGCCUCGCAGACGCCUUCGCCCCCGUCUGCCCGCAGCGCUACCCGGACAUAUCCAACAAGACGGCGGCGCUGAUGCGAAUGCCGCUGGCGGAGUACAUCGAGCUGCGGGCCACGGCUCCGUUGCUAGCCAACCAGAGCGAGGAUUGCCUCUAUCUCAACAUCUUCGUGCCCGGUAGCGGCGCGCGCGGCGAGGAGGCGCCAUAUGCCGUGCUGGUGUGGGCGGGCGCGGCGCGAGCUUGGGGUUCCGGAAAUGCGGUCGACGGCGCAGUACUGGCCGCGCGCGCUCAUCUCCUCGUCGUCACACUCAACUAUAGGAUAGGAUUAUUAGGUUACUUGACGAGCGGUGGUGAAGACGCGGCCAGCGUGGCGGGCGGCGCCGGCGUACUGGACGCCGCGGCGGCGCUGCGCUGGGUGCGAGACAACAUCGCGCCCUUCGGCGGUGACCCACGUCGCGUCACGUUGGCGGGCCACGGUGCCGCCGCCGUGCUCGUCAACACGCUGCUCAUGCUGCCCCAGGCCAAGGGGCUGGUGUCGCGCGCACUUCUGCUGAGCGGGUCAGCACUGGCGCCGGGUGCGCUGGCGCCCGACGCCGGGCUGGCUCGCGAGCACGUCGCGCAGGCGCUGCGGUGCCCCCGGGAUGCCGACGCCGCCACCGACCAGCACUGGCUUACGGCGUGCGUGCGCGCGCGUCCGCUGGCGGCGCUGCUGGCGGUGGAGGCGCCGCGCGCGCGCUUCUUGGCAGGUUGGGCGCCGGGUGUGCCACGGGCGCCGCACGGUCGCCGCACGCCCGCCGCGCGCGCGCUGCACGCCAGCGACGCCUUCCUAGAGUGCGCUCUCGCCGUCGUCGUCGCCACCACCGAGAGCUACCAGUACUUCAACGAAGACGACAUCCGCCACGGCUUCGAGGAGGAGCACAGGAACCGCGUGCUGCGAACGUACGUGCGCAAUGUGUACCGCUACCACCGCAACGAGAUCUUCGCCGCGAUCCGCAACGAGUACACGGACUGGGAGCGGCCCAUACAGCAUCCCAUCAAUAUCCGCGACGCGACGUUGGAGGCGCUGUCUGACGGCGCCGGCGCCGCGCCCGCGCUCCGCCUGGCACAGCUGCACGCGCGCCGCGGCGCCACCACCUACUUCGCUCACUUCACGCACCAGACAAGGGACGCCGACUACCCACAGCGGUUGGGAAGCGUGUCAGGAGAAACAUUGCCGUACUUUUUGGGGCUCCCUCUGGUGGGGGGGAUGCCGUUUUACCCACGGAAUUACUCGCGCGGCGACGUGGCCGUGGCCGAGGCGGCCGUCGCGCUGCUGGCGGCCUUCGCCAAGACCGGGCACCCUGCGCCCCCCGCGCCCGGCGCGCCCCCCGGCCCAGAGGCCCUCCACGCGGUAACGUGGCCGCGCUACGAGCUCAAUACGCAGCAGUACCUCAGCAUAGGCAGCAAGUUGCGAGUGAAGAGCCACUACCGCGGUCACAAGAUGGCGCUGUGGCUGCAUCUCAUCCCGCAGCUGCACCGGCCGGGCGCCGCGCCGCGACAUCACCAGUUCCGCGCCGCGCACCCCGACAUGUUCGCCGGAGACAUCUUCCCGGAACUGUACACGACGACGACCGCGCUCGACGACGACGAGGAGGAGGAGGGGGAGGAGACCUCCGUCGGAUUGGAGGGGUCGGAGGGAGCCGAGUGCUCGCCUCCGCCCCCGCCCCCCGCACUCUCCCCCGCGCGGCCCGCGCUCGCCGCCGGCCCCGAGUCGCCCGCGCCGCCCCGUGACGACAGUCUCACCAACGUCGACACCCAGUACUACAGCUACACGGUGGCGCUGGCGGCGACGGUGGGCGCGGGCUGCUUCCUGCUGGCGCUCAACGUGCUCGUGUUCGCCGGCAUCUACCUGCAGCGCGGCCGCGACCGCCGCAGCGCCGCCGCCCGCCGCCGGGCACGCGCGGGGGGCGCGGGGGGCGCGGGGGGCGCGGCGGGCACAGCUCGGCCGGGCGCGGUGCAGCUGCCAGCUCUCGUGUCCCCGCGCAGAAGCACGCUCAAGCGCAGCAGAGAGGCGGAGCUCGCGGAGAGGCCGGCGGGGCUCGCGCCGACAAAGAAGCGCGUGCAAAUACAGGAGAUCUCAGUGUAGACAACUUUUGAGUGUAGUGAGUGACACAGGUGGCUAGUGUCAGUGCAGAGCGGUCAGUGUCAGUGCAGAGCGGUCAGUGUCAGUGCAGAGCGGUCAGUGUCAGU